CAGGUAAUAUAGAAACGUCAACUUUGGCGACAAGCGCCAUGCAAUAUCCAGUAUAUUCAUUAAAAUAAAAUACAGAAAAUGACGCUGCAGAACCAUUACCGUCUGGUAAUAUGCCACAAACAAGGCUAGGACGCGCUCAGGUCAUCGUAGCCAACAUAUUUCAGGACACUGAUGAUUCCACCUAUGUACGACGAAAUGCGGAUAUUGUUGAGUUGGCUUCUAUUGUAACAGAAAAAGCGCCUAUGAAAGGUGAUACUGCUAUGUGGAUAAGUGAAAAUUUACAGUUGAUGGACCUUUUGUUUCACGGCGAUUCGACAUAUCCGGGACUUGAUUCUGUGUUUGAUGAUCCUAAAGCACCUGCAAACUUCAAAGCAUCUACUAUUAGGUUACUAGCUGUUCUUGCAGAACAUGUUAGACCAGACCUAUUUGCUGAGUGGAUCUUUCAACGAAUACUGUUUUCAACAUCUAGUACGCUGCCUGAGAAAGAACGAGAGCGUUAUAAAGAACGGUCAACCUGUCUGUUAGAUACGCUUCGUUUGGUUGUUGAAAACUCAACAAAUAAUGCUAUGCUACAUCGACAGUUGGCGACUCUUAUACCGUAUAUUCUAAGUAAUCUCAUGACCGUAUUGGAUACCAUUUCUUCGUCGGAACAGAUUCCUUCGAUAUUGAAAAUACUACUGGCGAUAGCAGUUGGGCAUCCUCAGUUGGUCGAUACUAGUUUCCAGGAUAUUGUUGAUCUUCUUAUGGGGUGGCAUACGGAUCCAAAUGUGUCUAUCAUGGUACAUACAGCGAUUGAAGAAUUUUAUCUCAAAAUGAGGAAUUUUUGGUCUACUAGGAUGCCUUUUGCUUUCGACCUGCUUCAUCAUCUCAUCAUAGACAUACAGACGUCCAAUGAUAGCUUGAAGAGCUCCAGUGUUUCACAGAAGGAUAAGCAAGAGACUACAAAGGCCAUGAAAGCGUAUUUUGCUUGCUUUCAUUCCAUCGUACGAGCCAUAUCUACAUAUAUCACUGAUCUGGAAGAUCCCGUCUCUUUAGCAGUUGGAGCUCAAUUCGAUGAAAUACGAACGAAUAUGAUGGAAUGUAUUUGGCAGGUGAUCGACGCGUCUACACCUCCUGAUAUUGGAAAGAAAUCUAUCAUGACCAUGAUCGAGCUCGCUGAGAUUAGGAAGAGUACAUAUCAGCCUUUGCAAUGGACGAUGUAUACCAUAAUUAUCAAGCAGAAAAGCAGUUUCGAAUCGUAUGAGCUGCUAAAGAUAUUCGGUCGCGCAGCCAAAGCUUGGAUUCCAAAUAUUGAUUUAAACAUAUUAGAAGCUAUGCUAGAUGCUCAGCAUUCGCCGAUCAUCCAACUGUACUUUCAAGAGGGACGCGCCAACAUCAAAUCUGCAGCGAGAUCGUUCUUGCAAAUUUUAUUGGCUCACUGUCAUGACAGAGCUAUGCAGGAGAAGGUGGUGCACGGUUAUUUCGAGGAGGUUGAAACGUGCGCAUCGCAACUGAAAGAGUACCUCUGCCCUGCAUCGAAUUCGAAUGUACAUGUGCCACCAGAUGACUCGAACAAUGGAGAAGACGACAUAAAACGCAUUCUGUCCAAGAGCUUUGAUACUGCAAAAGUCAGCAAUACCAGAACAACAUUGACUUUCUUUGCAUACAUUCUACUAGCGGUCUCCAUCAGCUGGCCGCAAUACCAUCAAGCCUGUAUUAACAGAGUGGUUUCUGGUAUAGAAUCAGGCUGGGAAUGCGCUUGUGAGAAUAUUGCAUGCGAACUACUCGCUGUCACGCGAGAAUUUUAUGCAAGUCAAGGUUAUUUCGCUCAUCCACUGCAAAGCGACAAAUUUCAAGCAAUGUGCAGUUUACUGGCCAAGUCAGUCGGCCGUUGGGUUCUUCUUAGUGACAAAUCCAAGCGAUUGAUUAUCAGUUGGGUUCGGGAUGUAACCGUGGCAACAGAAGCUUCUCAACAUGCACACAGCAGCAUAGAUGAUGUUAUUAUUGAUUUGUUUGCUGCUCAAGAAUCGGAAGACAAUGUCGUUACUCUUAAAUUGGUCCUUGGUAUUCUGCAGGGUGUCGAGAGGCUUCAGCUGUCUGCAAAAGUCAUGGGUAGCCUUUAUCCUACGUUAGAGCGCAGCCUACGCGACCCCGAUGAGAAAAUCUCAUCUUUGGCUUCUUCUAUUCUCGUAAACAUUACGCCAUGGUUGGCAGUUUCAAAGAUUGUGAGGCAGAGAUGUUAUGAACAAAAGAUUCAGAAGAAGAUAAUGGCAUCUCCACACACCGGUAAUUUCCGACCAGCACACUUUGAACAGGUCAUGAAAUUCUUGAGCAUGGAAGAGUAUCUGCCAAAAGUGGAUCAAAGCAUCACAAACAGUCUUAUAGAUGACUGGUGCCAGCGCCUUUUCCAUCAUUGCGAAACGACCGCUAGCAUCCAGGAAACCAUCAAGGUCGCACACUUUCCUAAUGAUGAUAUCUCUUCUCUUGACAAGAACACAGAUAUGUUGCUUUAUUGGGUCAUUUGGGAAGCGACUAGGUACUGUAUGCUUUCCAGGAUGCGAACUCCUUGCGGUGGCCCUCAACAGACAUUUUCAGCAUUGGAACGCACGCUGGAUAAGCUUUUAACGAAAGUGAAUUCUCAACAUAAUGGACAUAAUUUGGUACCACUGAAAUACCUUGUGUUACUUAUAGACAGAUUGGAGCUUCAAAUCUUCAAUGCAUCUAGCGGAAAUGCAACGGGUGCAAUGCCUUCAGCGCCAAGGUCAAGCAUCAUUUUCUUCCGUGCAAACAAGAAAACUUGUCGAGACUGGUUCGCGCAUAUUCGAGGCAAAGUGAUCGCAGCUGCAGCUGUUUUAUGCGACAAUCAUAUGAUCAUUCGUCAAGCUUGGGUGUCUCUGUCUGAAAAGGAACAUCACCUUAAUUCAUGCAGCAGUACAGAAUCAACAGACUUAAUCGCGGAUAUGGAUCGAACCGUAGCCAUUCUAGUUGAGGCAUUGAUUCGCAUUAAGGCGGUGGAAGUGUUGAAUGGUCUGCAAAAAUGGUACCACUCCACCGCCGAGCUUGCAACCAAAAAGCAAGCUGGAAACAUCCCUGAUCGCAAUACAGGGAGUUUGCUCUUUGCACCCGAACAAGCGAAGAAAUGGUUUUCGAUUGCAAUUAUGUAUGCGCGUGGCCAUUAUGAACUAGCCAUCAAGGAAUACAAAAUGUUCCGCACAUCUCUGAGCGAUGGCAACUUUAUUCCUGAAUGGUCUACAACAUUAGACAAUCCAGCUGUCGACUAUUUGACAAGCGUCGAAGACUAUCAAACGUUGAAGGAGUUGCUGCUAUGCGGAAAGAAGACGGUUGAUGUAUUUGGAAUUGACAUGUUGAAUGAUAUGCUAAGGACGUACGUUCAGGACACCAAUAGUAAAACGACGCUUGGUAGCCAACUAUCGCCGUCUAGCUUUGAAAUAUGGAUCGAACAUAUGAACGUACAGCAAUGCAUGUAUUUUGCUCGACUAAAGUAUUUUCGAAAUCAUAUCAUUUCGCUCAGUACAAGAUUAUCGAAGCCGACAUCAUCGGAACGAAAGCGGAUCAUCCACUCACUACUAAGUGACAAGCUGGCGAUGGCUGUACAAGCAAAUAAUUACUUGAAGUGGAAUGCGCAGAGUGAAAUGUCGCUAAUAGCACUGGAUGCAUCUGGUCAAGCAAAAGCAUUAUCUGGCUGGAUUUCCAGUUACAACCACCGAUUUAAGAAAAGCGAUCUUGAGCAAGUACACAAGGAUCCAACUCAUUGGGCGCGUUUAGGGCACUAUCUACGUACAAUGGACCCAUCACAUGAACAGAGUCUUAUAAACAUUUCGGCCUGGAUCAAAGCUUCGGUGAUCACAGCUCGUGUUUGCAGAUGGAACAAAAAUGUAGUCGAAGCUAAUUCCAUCAUUGCCGCUAUAUUGGCGCAACAUCCAAGUUGUCCAGAAGCCCUUUUCGAGAGAGCCAAGUUGUUAGAGUCGUCGCAAGAGUAUACCAAAGCGGCCGCUAUAUACGGACAGUUGGUACACGAAUCCACCUCGUCUGAUCCUGAGCUCACCAAGGAUAUGAGAGCAAGAGCCGCUGUUGGUAUGACCAAGCUCUGCAAACGCAGACACUGGCAAACCGCAUGUUCCCUGCUACAGGAAUUUAAUGCUGAUAUCAUUUGUGGUAACGAAACAGAUUAUAGUCAUGCCAUAACCACUCUCUAUGAAUCAGCGUGUCAGUUCGCUCCAGAGUGGCCCAAGGCGUGGUUUCUGUACGGCUCACAUUGCUACAGAUAUGGUUGGCAAAUACUCGAAGAUAUCAAAAGUGGUCGUGGCGCCAUUCAGGUCACUCAAGAAACCGUGGAAGAUGUACAAACCAUCGUUAAGGAAGGAAUGGAGAGCAAACAUUCAUCCAAAGAUGUUACAAUGCUCUGCAAUAUCUUCACACAUGCAUCCCAAAGCUGGAACUUGGAAGAUAAUAGUAAAUCUGGAGAUUUUGAAGAUGAUAUUCGAGCAGCGUACCCCACUGUUUCCGACUUAACGAUCAAUGCACUAGUACAGAGCUUUGCUAAAGUACAGUCUGCUAUAGUUGUCUCGUUCAGUCGUGCUACCACAGCCUAUCGCCAAUACCUGAAGGUGGAGCAAUAUGAACAUGUGGAAACCAAUAGUGCGCCAUCUAUGAACAUAACAUGUACUUUGCGAUUGAUGCGACUUCUCAUAAAGUACGGGACUUGUCUGCGGUCGCAAUUUAACGCUUUGAUUGCUACGGACAGCAUCAAAUCUUGGAAAUUGAUAAUCCCGCAACUGUUUUCACGACUGAACCAACCUGCAUCGUAUGCAAGGGAUGUUAUUUGGGAAAUCCUUGCAAAGAUAACGCGAGAGUCACCAAAAAAUGUCAUCUACGAAAUCAUCGUCGGAUGCAAUUCGCCCAAGACGUCAGCCGAAAGCAAGCAACUCUUGGAACGCAUGGCAUCCCAACUGUCGGUCAAAGAUGCUCAAAUGCUGCUUAGCAUCAAGAAGAUGAUAGAAGAGAUGGAGAAAAUAACGGUGUUAUGGGAAGAAAAGUGGAUUAACAAGAUAGCCAUGCUUCAGUUCGACGCAACUGAGAGAUUGCAGCGGUUUGAGAAGGAGCUUUCGAGAAUGAAAUCUACAUCUUCCAGCGAUGUAGAGCAAGGAAGCAAAGCACUUUCUGAUGUUUACGAUGCCAUUCUACUGCCUGUUGUCGUUUCCAUACGAGACUUGAUCAAGGAAACGAUCGGCAAUGGGUCGCAUACACCACAUGAAGACUGGUUCCAGAAUUCCUUUGGAGGACGCAUUCGGCAGGCUUUCACGUCCUUGGAAAAGCCAACAAACUGGAAAAAUUAUCGUCAAGGAUGGGAUUGCUUUCAAAAGCUUCAUCGAGAGUUAAUGAAGGAAACAGCGAAAUUGCGCAUUCUUAAGUUGUCGCAACUCUCUCCCUAUUUAGCUCAGAUAAAAGGCACCGAUAUUCCUAUACCAGGCAUCCAAGAUCCCAAUGAUGAAUGUACAAUCGAUUCAUUUGUGGAAGAGAUCAUUACUCUACCUACUAAAACUCGACCCAAGAAAGUCAACCUCAAAGGUUCCGAUAACAAGAUAUACCCAUUCCUUUUCAAAGGGCUGGAGGAUUUACAUUUGGAUGAACGGGUUAUGCAGUUGUUGGGCACAGUAAAUAAUCUUGUAGAGGGCGAUAUGAACGGGUGUGAAGCAGGUAUGAAGGCCCGAGUUUUUGCUGUUAUUCCAAUCAGUGAUCAUUCUGGCAUGAUUCAAUGGGUACAAGAUGCAAGUCCACUUUUUGCGCUGUACAAGCGAUGGCAACAACGCGAAAAUGCCGCCAUGAUCAUGACAGCCGCCGAGAAACAGGUGCCUGAAAAACACUCGACUGUCAUUACACGCCCUACUGAAAUGUUUAUGGAAAAGAUCAGCAGUGCAUUGAAGCGAGAAGGAUUACCUGUUACCGCAAGUCGCCGCAAGUGGCCAAAGGAAGUACUGAAAAAUGUUUUCUUGGAACUGGAAAGUGAGACGCCGAAUGAUCUACUCUCCAAGGAAGUAUGGUGCAACAGUACAACUGCUCAAGACUGGUGGCGCAGAGCAUGCUCUUUAGGCAGAUCCAUGGCUGUCAUGUCUGUCAUUGGUUACAUUAUUGGCCUUGGAGAUCGUCACUUGGAUAAUACCAUGGUGGACUUUGGCAGUGGAGAGGUAGUCCAUAUUGAUUUCAAUGUUUGCUUCGAAAAAGGAAAGCGAUUACGGGUUCCUGAACUGGUGCCAUUCCGACUGACUCAAAACAUGGUCCAUGCUCUUGGUCUGACUGGGCCGGAUGGGAUCUUCAAGAUAGCUGCAGAGCAAGUACUCUCCGUGUUACAAAGACACAAAGAAGUCCUUGUUACACUUCUUGAUGCAUUUGUCUAUGACCCACUGUUUGACUGGAGUACUGAAGUAGAAGAAAAUCAAAAGAAGCAGAUGAUGGAUUUGCAAGCUAAUUUCGGUCUAUUGUCUAACCGCUUAGAUGAGGUGAAACAGCAGUUACAGGAUGAGGAACGACUCAUCAUGUAUUUACUCGAAACUUUGUGUGUGCAGCUGGAAACAGAAACGGUUACCGAGGAAUCGACUGCCACCUUGUCGGUACAACAAGACAUGGAUGAUACCAGUAAUGAAGUAAACUACUCCGUUGAAGACCUGAAGCAAAUUCUUGUCGAUGUGAUGCCACUGCUGGAGUCUAUCGAUAUCAUGCAAGUCGAGGUAGACAAUGAACUGAAGAUUGGGCAGCAGAACGUGAAGAUCAUUUUGGCGUCAAUCGCAAAGUUGGACGAAUCUAUACCAUCUUUGAUAUCAUCAUCGCUCACCGAUGAAGCCGACACCAAGAAUGUCCAACAAAGCAAGGAAAGAAGAAUUGAAGAAUGCAUGCUUAUUAUGACCACCGUUCGUGAGCUCUUCAGUGCUAUUAAAGCUCUGGAAGGCUAUGGUACAGACGUUAAGGCUGGCCAAACUGAUAUCAUGCAGAUAACCAAUGCAUUGCAGCAGAUGAACAUUAGCAAGGCAAGCAGCGACGAAGACGCAAUGGCGGCAAGUAGAGGCGCAUUUGAUGAAGGCGGUGCUGAUUCACACGCAGUUUUCGCGGGCGAUGGAAAGUUCUCCGACUUCGAUGUUACCGAUGCACUUGAUGAGGAUACCAAUGUAGACGGUUUGGUUAUACCCCCCAGUGAAACCACCAAACCUGAUCAAGAAAGUAAAUCUGUAGAUGUAGAAAAGAAGACCGAGCGGCGUAACCAUCAUGCUGUCGGCAUUCUUCGUCGUAUCAGAAGCAAGCUGGAAGGUAUCGACUUUGGUCACAGGCAGGCUAUGAGCGUACCAGAACAUGUUUCAUUGAUGAUCUCUGAGGCUACAUCCGUCGAUAAUCUCAGCAUGAUGUACGAAGGCUGGACCAGCUGGGUAUAGGAAGUCGAACAUGAUAAGAACAAACAUGAUUAUGGAAAACAGCAAACAUGUUGAUACCACUCCAUUCAACCAUUAUAAAAACUAGUUGUAAGCAGCAGCCUUAUUGAUU
Umbelopsis ramanniana AG is the source of this 7530-nucleotide messenger RNA. RefSeq lists its product as uncharacterized. Gene Ontology annotation, molecular function: protein serine/threonine kinase activity; protein binding. Gene Ontology annotation, cellular component: nucleus. Bases 111 to 7421 code for a protein of 2436 amino acids. Gene Ontology annotation, biological process: nuclear-transcribed mRNA catabolic process, nonsense-mediated decay; phosphorylation. Lineage: Eukaryota; Fungi; Mucoromycota; Umbelopsidomycetes; Umbelopsidales; Umbelopsidaceae. The record is from RefSeq and is a predicted model, not a curated record. The transcript is spliced from 19 exons.